UCCCUUGAUCAAUUCCCAAAUUUUGAUUUCUUGCAAGAUCAAUUUCCAUGGGAAUUUGAGUACUCCGAGCUAAUCAAUGACCAUGUUGAUCAGAUACCAAGAAGUUCGUCAUUCUUAGAAACUAAUUCCUCUAAAGGAAGUAGCGAAGAAGGGUCCGAAGAAGACAGAACUAGCCUUCAUUCUCAUCCCACUAAGGAAGUAGAGCAAGGUGAAAGAAUUCAAUCGUUCAGUCAAAAAAGACAAGUUAGCAUGUUUGAUCAGAUACCAAGAAGUUCGUCGUCCUCAGAAACUAAUUCCUCAAAAGGAAGUAGUGCUGACGAAGAGGUGACAUCAUAUUCCAUCAAGAGAAAAGACGCAAAUACAGACAAAGAAGAAUUAAAAGAUGAAGAAAAGCAUUAUAUAGGAGUUAGAAAAAGGCCAUGGGGGAAAUAUGCAGCAGAAAUAAGAGAUUCAACAAGAAAUGGAAUUAGGGUAUGGUUAGGUACAUUUGAUACUGUUGAAGAAGCUGCUUUAGCUUAUGAUCAAGCUGCAUUUUCAAUGCGUGGUGCUUUAGCAUUUCUCAAUUUUCCAAUGGAAAAAGUCCAAGAAUCACUUCAAAAAAUUAAGAUGAAUUCUAGCCAAUUAUUAGAUGGAUUGUCUCCAGCUGCUGCUUUAAAGGAAACACAUAAAAUGAGAAUGAAAAAUGUGAAAAGAAGAAGAAAUAGGAAGAAGAAGAAGAAAGGAGUUUUAGUUUUUGAGGAUUUGGGUGCUGACUUGUUAGAAGAACUCUUAAUGAGUUAAUCUCAAAAUCAGAGCCGGAGCCAGGGCUUGAACGUUACGGGUUCUAAGUUCAAAGAUAACCAUGUUAAAUAUUAGUAUUUGAAUUCUUAAAUUUCUUAAAAUAUUUAGUGUUAAAACUAAACAUAAUGAGUUUCAGCUAAACAUGUAGCUGACCUUCUAGCUUCGCCCUUCUAAAUUUCAAUGAAUAUGGUGUGUUUCUUCUUGAUCAUGUUUGAUUGUCUUACAAUAAUUGAGAAGUGAAUUGUUGUUUUCCUGUA
This is a messenger RNA of Nicotiana tabacum (common tobacco), 1037 nucleotides long. RefSeq names its product ethylene-response factor C3-like. Gene Ontology annotation, molecular function: DNA binding; DNA-binding transcription factor activity. Lineage: Eukaryota; Viridiplantae; Streptophyta; Magnoliopsida; Solanales; Solanaceae. The record is from RefSeq and is a predicted model, not a curated record. Gene Ontology annotation, biological process: regulation of DNA-templated transcription; ethylene-activated signaling pathway.